ACUCACCUCUUCGUCUUUCUUCUCUGUUUUUUUUCUCUGACUCUCUCUCCCUCUCUAUUAAAACAGUGAGGAACAGAACAAGAGAUUUUAGUAUCUGUUGUUUUGAUUUGUGUUAAAGCUUUUCUGUUUAGGAGAGCCCUAAAAUGGAGGAGGAGGAAGAGGAGAGGCGGAAGAAGAAGUGGCCGUGGAUGAAGGCGGCGCAAUUACUUGAGUUUCAGAUGCAAGCUUUGGUUUAUAGAUACAUAGAAGCUGGUCUUCGUGUGCCUCAUCAUCUUGUGGUGCCUAUUUGGAACAGCCUUGCUCUCUCUUCUUCUUCCUCCAGUUACCUUAUCCACCAAAACCAUCACUCCUCUUCUCUGUUGAGUGCUAAGGUGGAACCUGAACCCACAAGGUGCAGGAGAACAGAUGGGAAAAAAUGGCGGUGUAGCAACAAGGUCCUUCUGUUUCAGAAGUACUGUGAACGGCACAUGCAUAGAGGCCGGAAACGUUCAAGAAAGCUUGUGGAAUCUUCUUCUUAUGUUGUCGUUUCGUCACCGGCUUCAACCAAACACGACAACACUUACGGUUUGGAUAGUAGUAAUGAGAGUCAGAAUGUUUUUCAUGGGACAAUGUCGGCUUCUAAUAAUGCUCAGGUAGUUACCAUUGCUUCAUUGCCUAGUGCCAGAGUCUGUGAUAACACCACUCGCCCAUCUUUAGUGAUCACUGAAUCCACAAACAAAAGUAUGAGUCAUGGCGUUAAGAGCAGAAGGACCGUGGAGAUGAGUUAUGAUGACUUCAUCAAACAAAGAGACUCAAGUACUUGUGUUAGAGUUGUUCCCGUUCAAGGUGAUGAGAGGUUACCUUCUGUUCAAAAGUUCUUUCCUGAGGCAUCUGAUAAUUUCUCAGCAGCUGCAAAAUUCUCAAGCAACAGGAAGAAUGAAAUAAUUGCAAGGAGCAGAGAGUGGAAGAAUAUGAAUGUUAAUGGUGGCUUUCCUGGUAUCCACUUUUCUCCAGACACUGUUCUUCAAGGUCGUGGUGGGUUUCGUUUACACAGAGUUGAAACAGACAAUGAACCAGGAAGGUGUCGAAGAACAGAUGGGAAGAAGUGGAGAUGCAGUAAAGUUGCUCUGUCUGGUCAGAAGUACUGCGAUAAGCACAUGCAUAGAGGUAUCAAGAAGAAGCAUCGGGUGGAUACUACUAACUCACAUGAUAAUGCCGGUUUUACCCCUUUAACCGUGAAAACAGCUGCCAGAUCUUUGUCUUGCAAAGAUGGAGAUGACCAGAAGUUGUCUGUUUCAGUCCUGGGAAUUCCACUGCCCCGAGUUUCUGAUGAGAAGAGCACUAGUAGUUGCAGUACCGACACCACCAUUACGGAUACAGCUUUAAGGGGUGAAGAAGACAAUGAGGAGGUCUUGUCAUUGUGUUCUUCAGGUGUUUAGAAGCAUAGUAAAGUUGUUGAGGUUACAAUGUUUUGAAGUUUUUAGUUUCUAUCUAUGGAUUCUUCUUAAUUAUCUGUGUUUAGAAGAAGAUCGAAGAUCGAUCACAGAAAAAUAUUAAGACACAAAUUUUAGUUAGAUUAUAUUGUGUGCUGAAAUGAGUGAUAAUACACUACGAAA
Eutrema salsugineum is the source of this 1595-nucleotide messenger RNA. RefSeq names its product growth-regulating factor 9. Gene Ontology annotation, biological process: regulation of DNA-templated transcription; developmental process; DNA-templated transcription. Gene Ontology annotation, molecular function: ATP binding. The record is from RefSeq and is a predicted model, not a curated record. Lineage: Eukaryota; Viridiplantae; Streptophyta; Magnoliopsida; Brassicales; Brassicaceae. The transcript is spliced from 5 exons. Gene Ontology annotation, cellular component: nucleus. The coding region runs from base 144 to 1418 and encodes 424 amino acids.